Paramuricea clavata is the source of this 585-nucleotide messenger RNA. NCBI's taxonomy places the organism in Eukaryota, Metazoa, Cnidaria, Anthozoa, Malacalcyonacea, Plexauridae. The record is from the annotation of a GenBank genome assembly.
AUGUUUCUUGGCGCUGAGGACAAGGUUCCUGGCGUUGGAGACAAGGUUUCUGUCGCUGAGGACAAGGUUCCUGGCGCUCUGGACAAGGUUACAGGGGCUGAGGACAAGGUUUCUGCCGCUGAUGACAAGGUUCCUGCCGCUGAGGACAAAGUUCCUGUCGCUGAGGGCAAGGCUCCUGGCGCUGAGGACAAGGCUCCUAUCGCUGAAGAGAAUGCUUUUGGCGCUGAGGAAAAGGCUUCUGGCGCUGAGGAAGGGUUUCUGGAACUGAGAACAAGGCUCCUGGCGCUGAGGAAAAGAGUCCUGGCGCUGAGGAAAAGGGUCCUGGCGCUCAGGAGAAGGCUCCUGGCGAUGAGGACAAGACUCCGGGCGCUGAGGACAAGGCUCCUGGUGCUGAUGACAAGGCUCCUGGCGCUGAGGACAAGGCUCAUGGCGCUGAUGGCAGGAGCCGCUGAGGACAAGGUUCCUGGCGCAGAUGACAAGUUUCCUAGCACUGAGGACAAGGUUACUGGGGCUGAGGACAAGGUUCCUGCCGCUGACGACAAGGUUCCUGCCGCUGAGGACAAGGUCCCUGUCGCUGAGGACAAG